AUGUCCGCUGACGAGAUCCGUGCCAACUCCUACGUCGGUUUCGACACCAUCACGCAGCAGAUUGAGCACAAGCUCCUCAAGCGCGGUUUCCAGUUCAAUGUCAUCGUCUGUGGCCAGACCGGUCUUGGAAAGUCGACACUCAUCAACACCAUCUUUGCGUCCCACCUCAUUGACUCCAAGGGCCGUCUUGAGGCUGAUGAGCCUGUCCGCCAGACGACGGAGAUUCACCCCGUCUCGCACGUCAUUGUCGAGAACGGUGUGAAGCUUCGCCUCAACAUUGUUGACACUCCUGGGUAUGGUGACCAGAUCAACAACGAAAACUGUUGGGACCCGAUUGUGAAGUACAUCAAGGAUCAGCACAGCGCGUACCUCCGCAAGGAGCUCACCGCUCAACGCGACCGCCACAUCCAGGACACGCGUAUCCACUGCUGCCUGUUCUUCAUUAACCCCACUGGCCACUCGCUCCGCCCCAUUGAUGUUAUUGUCAUGAAGAAGCUCAGUGAGGUCGUCAACGUCGUCCCUGUCAUCGCCAAGUCCGACAGCUUGACUCUCGAGGAGCGGGAUGCGUUCAAGCAGAAAAUUCGUGAGGAGCUGCUGUACCAUAACAUCCGCCUCUACCCCUUCGACACUGAGGAGAACGACGAGGAGGAAGUUCAGCUCAACGAGAGCAUUCGUAACAUGAUCCCUUUCGCGGUUGUUGGCUCUGAGCGCACAGUCAUCGUCGAUGGCAAGCCCGUCCGUGGCCGCAAGAACCGCUGGGGCGUUGUCAACGUCGAGGAUGAGAAGCAUUGCGAGUUUGUCUACCUCCGCAACUUCCUCACCAGGACACAUCUCCAAGACCUCAUCGAGACGACGGCGCAGAUCCACUACGAGGCCUUCCGGUCAAAACAGCUCCUCGCGCUCAAGGAGCAGACGAACGCGCGCCCGUCGAACGCGGCGCAGUGA
Molecule: messenger RNA, 945 nt
Organism: Epithele typhae
Lineage: Eukaryota; Fungi; Basidiomycota; Agaricomycetes; Polyporales; Epitheliaceae
Product: GTP binding protein
Exons: 7
Coding region: 1-945 (314 amino acids)
Biological process (GO): cytoskeleton-dependent cytokinesis
Cellular component (GO): microtubule cytoskeleton; cell division site; septin ring
Molecular function (GO): GTPase activity; molecular adaptor activity; GTP binding
Source: RefSeq, a predicted model, not a curated record